Molecule: messenger RNA, 1897 nt
Organism: Linepithema humile (Argentine ant)
Lineage: Eukaryota; Metazoa; Arthropoda; Insecta; Hymenoptera; Formicidae
Product: transcription factor YY2
Biological process (GO): regulation of transcription by RNA polymerase II
Cellular component (GO): transcription regulator complex; chromatin; PcG protein complex
Molecular function (GO): RNA polymerase II cis-regulatory region sequence-specific DNA binding; DNA-binding transcription factor activity, RNA polymerase II-specific
Source: RefSeq, a predicted model, not a curated record
UUCUGCAUUGUGUCGUGCUCCCAAGAUGGCGCCGCAGUCCGCCCAGUCGGCGCUAGGGGGUGUCACGUGGCCAGGGUCACGUGGGGCCACGGGACGCCUUGCGAGCCUCCGCGGAAUUCCGCGAGUCGCCCGAUUGCCAGGCAAAGAGCAGCCAUUUUGGUACGUUAACAUGGCGUCGCCGCCGCAGAUUAAUAUGGCGUCCUCGGACAUUAUAACCGAAGUGGAGAUACAACCGGACAUUCAGGAGGUCGAAAUAGAGACGAUACCGGUGGAGAUACCGUGCGAGACCGUGGAGACAACGAUCGAGGGCGAGGACGCGCAGCCUAUGAUAGCGCUGCAGCCACUGCCGGAGCCGGGCCGCGAGGAAAUCAUACUACAGACACAGGAAGAGAUCGUAGGUGCGGAUCCGUUGAACGUGUACGAUCAAAUCCCAGUGCCGGAGGCCGACAUUUAUGUCGAGUCCAGUCCCGGACCGUCGCGUAAGGCCACCAAGAAGGCACGCAAGAGCGGCGGCACACGAUUCCGUGCGUCUGACCACAUCUUCACCGAGAUGGCCCCCGAGACCAAGGCGAGAAAGUGGGAGCAGAAGCAGGUGCAGAUUAAGACGCUCGAGGGCGAGUUCUCGGUAACCAUGUGGGCGUCCGGAACGGACGACGGUAGCGUCCUAUUAGCGCCUGACCUGGCUGUGGAUGUUCCAGAUGAGGGCUCGAAUCCCGAGCCUGAUCCGGAUUAUACGGAGUACAUGGGGGGCAAGACCAGCGCCAAAUUUAAUUCGGGAAGCUCGGUGUCAGACGGGAUGCCAGGCUUGGAUCUCUCGGAUCCGAAACAGCUGGCAGAGUUCGCGCGACCCGGCCACAAGUUGAAGGUGCGCAAACCGCCCGUGUUAGAUGGUGCGGAGCGGACGAUCGCCUGUCCACACAAAGGAUGUACGAAGAUGUUUCGAGACAACAGCGCAAUGCGCAAGCAUCUGCAUACGCACGGACCCCGAGUACACGUCUGCGCGGAGUGCGGCAAGGCUUUUGUUGAAAGCUCGAAACUGAAGCGGCACCAGCUUGUACACACAGGAGAGAAACCGUUCCAGUGUACGUUUGAGGGAUGCGGCAAGAGGUUCAGUUUGGACUUCAAUCUACGCACUCACGUAAGAAUCCACACCGGUGAUCGGCCAUAUGUCUGCCCGUUCGACGGAUGUAGCAAAAAGUUCGCACAAUCGACGAACCUCAAGUCGCACAUAUUGACUCACGCAAAAGCCAAGUCGCGGAAUGCAAUGAGACAAGUACAACAAAUUCAACUUCAACAGCCUCAGUUUGUCCAGGUUGAAGUUGCAGAUGUGGACAAUCAACAGUUCAUUGUCUACGCUGAUUAGCCCCCCUACAUUGAUCUCGUGCAUUCUUCGCUGCUGAACAUUAUUACUGAAGUAUCGUAAUCAUUAAUUAUUAAUCUAAACAGUGUAAAUAUUUUCACGGCGCGUACAAGCGAUGUCAUUACAGGUGACACAGGCGGUUAAUAGCUGUCUUUUAAGAGGAUUAAUGCAAGUGUUGUUUAAGCGAAUAAUACCUCUGUGCUUAGAUGCGAAUAAUUUGAUAAAUAUCUGGAGCACUAUAUUACCGCAAAAUGAGAGGGCAAAUAAAGUUAAGUUACACUACUUAAAAAGGAAAAAAAGAAAAAAAAAGUAAAAAUAUUAUGUACCUUUCUAAGCUAGACUGUGUCGCGCACUGCUCAAUCUCUUGUUCUUUACACAAGCGAAAUCGAGUGCGCUGGCAUAACACACAUACACAUAUACACACACACUCGACUGUAUAUAUAUAUAUAAAUAUAUAUAAGUACAAUUAAAAUAUUGUAUACAGUAUAUUUUGGAGAAAUUCAGAGAAUGAGAAUAAACCACAAAGAUGCAUCUUUU